This is a messenger RNA of Staurois parvus, 330 nucleotides long. The record is from the annotation of a GenBank genome assembly. NCBI's taxonomy places the organism in Eukaryota, Metazoa, Chordata, Amphibia, Anura, Ranidae.
CGCUGUGUCCUACGGAGACAGCUGAUCACGUGAUGUGGUAAAAGGCCAAUCACAGCGGCCUUUUACCACGUGAUCAGCGGUGUCCAAUGACACGCUGAUCAGAGGGAAAUGCAAGUGCCGGGCACUGAUGAUCAGUGCCCUGAUGAUCGGUGCCCAGCAGUGCCACCCGCAAGUUCCGCCCACCUGUGCCCAGCAGAUCACCCACCUGUGCCCACCAGUGCACCCACCUGUGCCCACCCACCUGUGCCCACCAGUGCUACCCACCAGUCAGUGCCCAGGGGUUGUGCCAGUCAGUGCCCACCAGUCAGUGCCCACCAGUGCCCACCAGUC